This is a messenger RNA of Penicillium egyptiacum, 290 nucleotides long. NCBI's taxonomy places the organism in Eukaryota, Fungi, Ascomycota, Eurotiomycetes, Eurotiales, Aspergillaceae. The record is from the annotation of a GenBank genome assembly.
UACCCUUGCGCGUUUAUUUGUAGUCUGGACCACUAGAGUUGGGUCUGUACUAGUACGCUUAUGUGGACCACGCGGCGAUUGCGUCCUAGUACGAGUGUACGGGCCCGGCUGGUGGGUAAUAGAAGGUAUGGGAGACGAUGCGGCCGGUGCGGGAGUUCUAGGAGACGAUGCGGCCGGUGCUGGAGUUCUGGGAGACGAUACGGCCGGUGCUGGAGUUCUGGCAGACGAUGCGGCCGGUGCAGGAGCUCUAGACGACGAUACGGCCGGUGCUGGAGUUCUGGGAGACGAUG